GUUAAAGUCUAAUCAUGAGCGGAAGAGGCAAAACCGGAGGAAAGGCCCGCGCUAAGGCCAAGUCCCGCUCCUCCAGGGCCGGGCUGCAGUUCCCAGUGGGCCGUGUGCACAGGCUGCUCCGUAAAGGCAACUACGCGGAGCGCGUCGGCGCCGGAGCUCCCGUGUACCUGGCGGCCGUGCUCGAGUAUCUGACCGCUGAGAUCCUGGAGCUGGCGGGAAACGCGGCUCGUGACAACAAGAAGACCCGCAUCAUCCCCCGCCACCUGCAGCUGGCCGUCCGCAACGACGAGGAGCUCAACAAACUGCUGGGAGGAGUGACCAUCGCUCAGGGAGGCGUGCUGCCCAACAUCCAGGCUGUGCUGCUGCCCAAGAAGACCGAGAAGGCCAAGUAAAGACGCCCCGAGACUCGACUCACAACAACGGCUCUUUUAAGAGCCACGCACUCUCAGAAAAGAACAAACUUGUUAAUAUCUUGAAGACAUUGCAGUGUAUUCCUUAAAAUCACCCUAGUGUUUUCAAUUUUCCCGUGGAUAAUAAUCGGACUUCGUUGUUCGUUUGUUCUUUACAUGUUCUCAUAAAACUGAGUUCACAUCGUUCUCACAGUAACAUACAAACUAAGCCCAAAGCCAAGAUGGCAGCGGCCCUCAAGAAGUAGAGUCCCCGCUCACAAAGUGAACUAACAACGGCUCUUUCCAGACUCCUCACUGUCAUUAAAACCGCUUUUUUCACCGUGCACGUCAGACUAAACCUUUAUUGUACUGAAGAGUGUGUGGAGAGGAAAUUAACACUAAACAAGGAACAGAAACAUGUGUGGUGACGGAAUUAAGACGAUAACCCGUGGAACACCACUAAUAACUGAAUCAAAUCAAACAAAG
This is a messenger RNA of Boleophthalmus pectinirostris (great blue-spotted mudskipper), 875 nucleotides long. RefSeq names its product histone H2A. Bases 15 to 392 code for a protein of 125 amino acids. Gene Ontology annotation, molecular function: protein heterodimerization activity; structural constituent of chromatin; DNA binding. The record is from RefSeq and is a predicted model, not a curated record. The transcript has a single exon. Gene Ontology annotation, cellular component: nucleosome. Lineage: Eukaryota; Metazoa; Chordata; Actinopteri; Gobiiformes; Gobiidae.